Messenger RNA from Medioppia subpectinata, 1356 nucleotides. The record is from the annotation of a GenBank genome assembly. NCBI's taxonomy places the organism in Eukaryota, Metazoa, Arthropoda, Arachnida, Sarcoptiformes, Oppiidae.
GUGGAGGCAAAGGGCUCGACAUUACAGCACCACUACUGGUGUUCUCGUUGUGUCUCAUUUAAUAAUAACUCCCAAAAACCAUUAAACCUAAUCUUAAAGUCAAUUUUAUUAUCUCUAUCACUGAUUAUAUAUUUGUUAUACAAAAAUAUGGCAAACAAUACAAACAACACAAUGAAUAUAUCGGUGCCUUUGGAGGCGUUUAAGACGGAUGUGAACAACACUUAUAGCAAUAAAUACAAGAAGAUCGCCUCCUGGACUCUCUUUUACUGUGCCUUCACUUAUGGACUCACCACUUAUAUUAUUGGUCCGGCUUUGAAUGAUAUGACCAUUAAAUUAAACACAACUACAGACAACAUAACACUUGUACUAGGAUGUUUGCUUGCUGGAUACACUCUGGGAGCUAUAAUUAUUGGAAUAAUUUUCAACUUUAUAAACCGUCAAUUGGUGUUAAUAUGUCUGCUGGUCAUUAUGGCCGGUGCCGUCUCAUUGGCCCCAAACGUACCCAAAUUAUGGAUGCUUUUGGUCGACGGAUUAGUUUGUGGUUUUGGUGCCGGAGGUUUCGAUACGGCACAAGUGGUUUGGCUAAUAGAGCUGUGGGGCGACAAAUCCAGUCAAUAUUUGCAAGGAAUGCAAUUUUUCAACGCUUUGGGAACCGUUAUAUCACCGCUAAUGACCGCACCUUAUUUGGCCACAAAGAUUGAGCAGAAAAACAAAACACAAUCCAUAACCGCGUAUAACAUCACUAGUUAUUUAACGUCAAAUUCAAGCCAUAGUUUACAUAUUCAUAACAAUAACGACGAAACAAAAGAUGUGGACAUUUAUACGAAAUCUCAAAUCGAAAUACCCUUCGGAAUCGUUGGCGCACUUCUGCUCACAUCUGCUCUGCUUUUGUUAAUUUUACAUUUUUAUAGACGAUAUACACCUCCGGUCGAUGAAAACGACCAGUUUGUGUGCAAAUGUCCGGAGAGAUUGACUUUGAUUUACAUAAUACUCGGCGUAUUCACAAUCGCGCCGUACGUAGGGAUGGAAGUAAUGAACUUUCAAUUGAUCGCAACGUUUGCCAAGUAUUCACACCUCCAGCUGUCGGGCAGCGACGCCGCACUCGUCCAGACCGUAAUGGCCGCCGCUUUCGCACUCUUUCGCGGCAUUUCCAUUGGAAACGUAGUGACCAUAUUGUUUGAAGUGAAUGGAUAUUCCCAUACAGUGCUAUUCAUUGGUGUGAUUGUGACGGGAAUUGGCUUUUCAACAGUGUUUGCGUCGGUUUACGCUUUUCUCGAGAAACAUAUCGCCAUCAGUAACGCCGUCGGGGGUCUACUCGUGUGCACCUGUGGUCUAAUGGGCGGACUUCUGCCCACA